CUAGGUCUCCUCGUCCGGCCUGCUUGCUUCAGCCGAGGGGCAGAGGAGGUGGGUCGUCACAGCCUCUGCGCGCGUUUGUUUUUGCGUGGCUUGAAACGCGAGUUUUACCGGAAUGAGCGGCCACCCUGGUUUCCCUGCGUAUACCUACGUUGCGCCUGAGGUGUGGUCACUUAAAUAAUUCACCUGAGUUCAUUGGCAAAACAUCUGAUACUCUGCUUGCAAAGCAUCCUUCCCUAUAGCGAUAACUAUAUAAAAACAUCCUCUGCAAGAAAACAGAAGGAAAAAAAAAAUCGUUGUAUCACUGUAGAUCUUAGAUGAAUAUUUCUGGCUGUAACAAUUUAAGAUUUUUUUUUCACUGUGAUUCCUGAAAAUGUCUUUUCGAUUUAAUUUUUUUAUCGAUGAAAAUGAGAACAAUGAACCAGACACGAAUGAUAAGAUGGACUUGCAGCUGUGCUCUUCAAAACAGAAGCAGGAAUCUGCAGAAAAGAGCAAGCAAGCUGCUGAUACUGUAGCAGACUCCAGCCUGAGGCCGGGUACUGACAAGCACCAAGAUGAGACACCAUCGAAGUUCUGCUUGAAAGCUGCCAAGGAGCACAAUAUACCAGAAGAUUUCAACAAAGUAUUGGAAGAUAAAGUCUUGGAAACAGUAUCAGACCUGUAUUACAUAAAUAUGUCUGCAGUAGAAAUGACGUGUUUGGAUGGCAGUGAUGAAGAGGGCAUUGUGUCUAAAAGUGUUUCCUCUCACUCUGAUCUCAUCCCAGGAGUCUAUGAGGGAGGACUGAAAAUCUGGGAAUGCACCUUUGAUCUCAUAGACUACCUUUCUGAAGCUGAAAUAGAGUUUACCAACAAGACUGUAUUGGAUCUUGGCUGUGGGGCUGGACUGCUGGGAAUAGUUGCUUUAAGGGGCAAAGCUGAAAAAGUCCAUUUUCAGGACUACAACAGCACAGUGAUUGACAAAAUAACCUUGCCUAAUGUAGUGGCUAACUGUCUAAAGGAAGGCAGUAGGAGGGACAGUGGAGACAGCAAGCCCCCUUUAAAGAGGCCCAGGAAAGUGGAGUGCUUUCCUGAUAUGCUCACCAAAUGCAGAUUUUUUUCUGGAGAGUGGUCUGAGGUCAGCCAGCUCCUGUUAAGCAGCAAUAAACCCUUAUCAAAGUAUGAUAUAAUUCUCACAUCUGAGACCAUCUAUAAUCCUGACUACUACAGUGCUUUGCACGAUACACUGGCUCAGCUCUUAGACAGAAAUGGCCGUGUGUAUUUGGCAAGCAAAGCACACUAUUUUGGGGUUGGUGGUGGUAUCUACCUCUUUGAGAAAUUCUUUGAAGAGAGAAAUGUGUUUAGGAGCAGCACAGUUAAAAUAAUUGAUAAAGGACUGCAGCGUUGUAUUAUGGAAAUUGCCUUUAAGGAUUCCAGUUAAAAUUUAACCACAGGUC
Athene cunicularia (burrowing owl) is the source of this 1430-nucleotide messenger RNA. RefSeq names its product methyltransferase like 18 (gene METTL18). Bases 371 to 1414 code for a protein of 347 amino acids. Gene Ontology annotation, molecular function: protein-L-histidine N-tele-methyltransferase activity. Gene Ontology annotation, biological process: peptidyl-histidine methylation, to form tele-methylhistidine. The transcript has 2 exons. Lineage: Eukaryota; Metazoa; Chordata; Aves; Strigiformes; Strigidae. The record is from RefSeq and is a predicted model, not a curated record.